AUGGCCAAACUCACGCUCUUAGCAGCUUCCUUACUCCUUACUCUUUCUAUUGUUAAUGUUGUUGCAGUUUCUUCCUCUCGCAAAGGUCUCAGGGGUUGCGAGAAAUUUUUGACUGAGAGCUGCCGGCGGGUGAGGGACGAUAGCUGCCGUGAACGAAUGAAGUUAUGCUGUGGGGAACUAGAGUGUAUUGAGGUGCAACGGCGGUGUUCGGUGAUAAGGAGGUUGGUGAAGGAACUGCUGGAAGAUUUCAGAAGUAAACAAAAGCGAGAAAUGUUGCAGAAGGCUAGAAACUUGCCGGCUUUGUGUCGCAUGGGAAUCGGCCGUUGCGACAUUCGAGUUCCAUUUCCACCGUCUUGGUUUACUAAAUUUGCCUAUGUGUUCGGUUGA
This is a messenger RNA of Gossypium raimondii (Peruvian cotton), 387 nucleotides long. Its product is annotated as 2S seed storage albumin protein. The transcript has a single exon. Bases 1 to 387 code for a protein of 128 amino acids. The record is from RefSeq and is a predicted model, not a curated record. Lineage: Eukaryota; Viridiplantae; Streptophyta; Magnoliopsida; Malvales; Malvaceae.